This is a messenger RNA of Octodon degus (degu), 3638 nucleotides long. It is a transcript of the gene Mtpn, whose product is annotated as myotrophin. Gene Ontology annotation, molecular function: protein binding. The record is from RefSeq and is a predicted model, not a curated record. The coding region runs from base 227 to 583 and encodes 118 amino acids. The transcript is spliced from 4 exons. Gene Ontology annotation, biological process: regulation of barbed-end actin filament capping. Gene Ontology annotation, cellular component: nucleus; cytoplasm. Lineage: Eukaryota; Metazoa; Chordata; Mammalia; Rodentia; Octodontidae.
GGAAGUGCAAGUCCUUCUGCUGCUUCUCCGCCGGGCGGAACCUCCUCAGCUGGGCCCGGUGACCGCGAAAGAACUUUCUUUCUCCCUCCCCGGAGGUCGCAGCAGCCAGAGGCCUCGCCCGCCUGGCGGCCCGCGCGCCUCUUCGCCCUCUCGCCGGUCGGCUCCGCUCGUGCUGCCACCUCCGCCGCCGUCCCCAGCCCGGCCAGCCGGCUAGCCCGCCGCAGUGAUGUGCGACAAGGAGUUCAUGUGGGCCCUGAAGAACGGAGACCUGGACGAGGUGAAGGACUACGUGGCCAAGGGAGAAGAUGUCAACCGGACACUGGAAGGAGGAAGGAAGCCUCUUCACUAUGCAGCAGACUGUGGACAGCUCGAAAUCCUGGAAUUCCUGCUGCUGAAAGGAGCAGAUAUUAAUGCUCCUGAUAAACACCAUAUUACCCCGCUUCUGUCUGCUGUUUAUGAGGGCCAUGUUUCCUGUGUGAAGUUGCUUCUGUCAAAGGGUGCUGAUAAGACUGUGAAAGGUCCGGAUGGACUGACCGCCCUCGAAGCCACCGACAACCAAGCAAUCAAAGCGCUCCUGCAGUGAUGGACGAUGGACUGAUAUAGCUCGGAAAGAAUGACUCUCCUGUGGCCUCACACUGCUGCCUGUCUGUCUGUCACUCUCUAUCUGCCAGCUUCUUCAGCUAAAUACUUUAAGAGGGGUGAGGGGAGAGAGAAAUUCAUAACAAAUCAGACUACCAGAUAAAACAAUGUUUGGAGGAGGGGAGACCGUGACCAGGCUCUGACCGGGACUCCUGAUCAAGCCAGCCUCUUCUAUUUCUAAUAAAAUACACAGCGUAGACCCAAGAGAGAGCAAAGACACACUGGGAACAUUUGACCUUUCAGCUCCCUAGCUAUUGCAUUAAUUAGAUUGUAUUGAAGGUCUGAUUUUACAAAGGCCAACUCUUAUUCAGCAGCCCUAACUGCAAGCAGUGGCGGUGGCUGCAGUGUAACUUAGGGUGCUGAGACAAGCAAUUCGCUCCAGCCUUCUGCCUUAAGCAUGCACUCUCUGGGGGUCUCCUGCUAGGUACAACGCUGCCUGUGGUUGGUGACCAAAUCUUCCCUCGUGACUUCAGCUUCUGUGAAAGCCCAGUUAUGGUGGGGAGGGACACUCCUAAAUUGCUGGGUGACUGAACUUCAGAUUUUCUCUCCCCUUUCACAUGGAUUUCACAUCUCUUUAGAUAAAACUGACUAGUUUUAUUUAUGAAACCUUAAAAUGUAGAAGUCUAAAGGGGAAAUCAUUCCAAUAUCUGUAUUUUUUUCUCCUUUAGCUUCAGACAUUUAUAUAACAUUAAAACACUUUAAAACUCCUACUGGUAGUAAAGGGGAUUUAAAAAUAGAAUUAUAGCCAUAGCGUGUUCACAUAGAGAACAAUUGUCCCAGUACCUAUGGACUUACUUUGUUUGCUGUUUGAGUUGAUUUUACUUACAUUUGGAGAAUCAAGGAACAUUCUUAGAAUGCCUCUCUCUGACCCACCUUAAUGCUGAUUACAUAGUGCACCAAAGCUGUCACUGGGGUGAGACUAUUAGCAAAGUCGAGUCCCAUCUCUAUAGAAAGGGGCUUCUUACCAGGUUUCCCUUUGUCAUUGGUAGGCUUCUGCUGGACAUAUGCCAACCCACCUGCACAACAUAUUUUUCUCUUAUAAAUCAUGCAUUCAUUGCAUAAUGUGUGGUAACUUGAAAAUAUAUUGUGUUCUUAGACUGCAGUACCCUAAAAUGUCCACAUGACCUGUGGAAAAUUUGGGCACAUCUCCAGGUGUUUUUUCCAUGAACAGUAAAAUUAAAGCAUAAAACCUUAAAUUUGAUAUCUGGCAUUUGGAAUGUUAAACUUACUAAAAAUAUUAGGUUUUUUCCUUAGCCACGUCAUGCAAUAAUUGAAUGUACCUCAAAUUUUCAAAAGAGGAAGAGACAUACAUUCAGAUUAUGGGUAAUAAAGACUAAUUUUUUUUUUUUUUUUUAAGGCCAUGUAGCAUUGUGCAGCAGGGUUAAACUAUUACUAAGAAUAGCCAGCCUGGCUAGUAAGUUUUUUCAAACAGUUACUGAUUGGUUGGUGGUAUGGGGGGGAGGGGGAAGUGUGUGUGUGUGUGUGUGUGUGUGUGUGUGUGUGUGUGUGUGGUUUUUUUUUUUUCCCCCAUGAGCGCUUUUUUUAUUCUAUGGCUGUUUCAGUUUGAAUUAGCCUAACCCUGUAACUUUCCUAUGUCCAAGAACACAAUCACAAAAUAGUUUAAAUACUUUGAUACAUUUGGCUAAUUUUGCUGUCUUAAUGCAGCCUAUCAGAGCUGGAUGUCCUGAUUAGAAAUGGAGGGCACUCUAUCAGUCUACAGCUGGCAACGUAGUGUAGCAGGGUGGUUUUUUACCUUUGUUUUCUCCUCUUGACAUAAUGCUAUUUAAAGGGCCUGAAUUGUAUCCUUAACAGUUUUCACCUUUGCUUUCAGAGUGUUCUGUUGUAGUUGGCUAUUACAGAGAGUGCAUUGUCCUAGCAUUCCUAAGCUUGGUCUGCUUUCGAAGCCAUGGUACCAAACCAUGUGAUUCUUUGUACAGUUUAUCCUGAUGUUCCUUGUAAUGCAGCAGAGGCUAUCUUGCCUUCCCUCUUUCUCAGCCGUUUUGUAAGCCCCAUAAUUAUGAGACAGUUGCUUGAGAAAAUUACAUAUAAACAUAGAAUAGAAUAGAGUGGCCAAGACGGUUUGCAAUUUCUUCUUUUUUUUUUUAACUAGGUUAUUUAUAAUGUAUUUCUGAGCCACUUGGCAGAGAAAUUCACAACACUUAAAUGUUUAUAUUUUGAGUAAAGGAAGCUAAAACCAUUUCUGCUUUUGGUACUACAUGCAUUAGCAAAAGGUUAAGUUUUGUUCUCCACUGAAGUACUAUUUAACAUCUUAGACAAAAUCCUGCAUGUUCUGUAGUUUUGUAUUAAGUCAUUGAGUCAUUUCUUAUGCACUGUGUCAAGUACAAUCAGGCAGUUUGCCUGUGACAGUAGUUGCUAACAAACUCUUCGCAGCGCCCUGCUGGUUUCUGCCAAGUCAGAGACAGCACCUCGGUGUCCCAAGUAGCUCUUCUGUGCAUAGUGGCAUAGUGCACCCUUCAAACCCCAGCCUGGCACAGAUGUGCACUGUUGAUAGAUGCAUUGUGUGGAGGCUGCAAACAGGUAGGCCUUUUAUUCAUUGAUUUCUUUCCCCAAGUGCUGGGUUUUUAAUCUGUAUGUACCUAAUUGAUUUUUUUUUUUCCUAAAACUUCAACUAAGCUGCUGUUUUCUUCCAUGCAAUAUCGUGUACUCAAUUGUGUAUAGAAGAAGCUGGUAAGAGUGCCCUCCUACAUAAAUAAGCAAUUGCAGUGUUUUGCAUGCAAAAUUUUAAAAAACUGAAUCAUCCUGAUUCUAUUUUGUAAAUGGAAAAACAAUCAUAUCUUUCUAAGCAGUAAUGGAGGAAGACUAGUGCUUUGUGCAUUUUUGAUAUAUUUGAGUUCAUUUUCCCACAACAUUAUACUUUUGACACAAUUGAGUUUCUCAUAAGUAUCCUAGUUCAUGUACAUCUGAAUGCUAAAUAAUAACUGUGUUUCAGUUUGUGUUGCAAGAACAAAUGGAAUAAACUUGAAUUGUGCUACAGCUAA